Messenger RNA from Rhea pennata, 3222 nucleotides. It is a transcript of the gene SH3BGRL, whose product is annotated as SH3 domain binding glutamate rich protein like. Gene Ontology annotation, cellular component: cytoplasm. The record is from RefSeq and is a predicted model, not a curated record. Lineage: Eukaryota; Metazoa; Chordata; Aves; Rheiformes; Rheidae. The transcript is spliced from 4 exons. The coding region runs from base 85 to 429 and encodes 114 amino acids.
CUCGCGCCGCCGCCUCAGCCCGCGCCGCCCGCACACACCCACCCGCCCGGCUCCGCAUCCCGCCGCCGCGCCGCGCCUCGCAGCAUGGUCAUCAAAGUCUACAUCGCCUCGUCCUCCGGCUCCACGGCGAUUAAAAAGCAACAACAAGAUGUAUUAGGUUUCUUGGAAGCCAACAAAAUCGAAUUUGAGGAGAAGGAUAUUGCAGCGAAUGAGGAGAACCGGAAAUGGAUGAGGGAGAACGUCCCCGAAGACAGCCGGCCAGCGAGCGGGAAUCCCCUGCCGCCCCGACUCUUCAACGACAGCCGGUACCUUGGGGAUUAUGAAGCUUUCUUUGAAGCCCGAGAGAACAACGCAGUCUAUGCAUUUUUAGGCUUGACUGCACCACCUGGUUCAAAGGAAGCCGAAGCACUGGCAAAGCAGCAAGCAUGAAUUUCAACUGCCUUAAAUGCUCUGUAAAGGGAAUUUCCACAGCUUUUUAUAAAAUAGUAAAAUUGUCUCUGCUUCGAGAAAAAUAGAUGUGAUUUUCUAACGUUUGAUUGGUGCUUGCAGCAUUCACAGUACAUUAAUACAGAUUUGAACACAAGGCGAAAAUGUGAACAUAAAGGUAGAAGGCAUGGAGUGUGUUAUUACGAAGUCGGAAGCAUAGGAAAUUGAAGCAAUUAGACAUGAUUGAUUUUUCAAAUAGUUUAAACACUCUUGGCAAUUUGUCCAUUUUGUGUAAACUUGAAGAAACUAUUUUAGUACUUCUAAUGCAGAUAUGGUUAUACCUAGAUAUCCAACUAUUUAAAAAUACGGAAAACAAGCAACAGCAUUAAGUCUGAUCAGAUACUAAUUUUAGUGCCUGAGUUGCCUCAAAAAUAUUACUGAAAUAAACAGUAAUUUUUCAGUGUCUUUUUAGAUUCUGGUUUAAGAUGAAAUUGUAGGUGGUGGUGUGUAGUAAAGUAACCAUUGUAGUCACUUUUGGAAUUGGUGUUUGUUCUUUUUUAGAGUGGAUAUUUAAGAGUGUAUUGUAACACGCUGUACAGGUGACAAAAAAUGCCAUGUAUUUCUCAUUUAAGUGAUCUAUGUGGGCUCUUCCUACAAGGAAAAGGGGAUUUGGGCAAUGGACAGCCUUUCCAUUGGCAAGUUGACCACAUAGCUGCCUAGGCACAGCUUUUUCCAUGUUUGUGUGCAAGACUCAGUGCACCUCCGUGAAAUACACGCUAAUUCCCAGGCAGUGUUGCAAAUAAGCCAAAACGGCCAGAAAUGCCAUUUCCUUACCAGUGUAAGGGUGAAAGCCUUUAAUGUAAUUCUUUACAAAAAUAUCAGUUCACACUGCUUAUAGUACUAGAUAUCUCAGUGCAUGUCCUGGUAGUAAUUAGUUGCAUAUGUUAUUUUUUCAAAUGAGGAAGAAAAGCUAAAUGUUUGAAUAGCAAGAACUAUUGUAAUUGAGCAGGACUUUUUUUUAAAGGUUUAAAAACUUACUUCUAUUGCUAUUGCCAUAUUAUGAAGCUAUUACAGGAAUUGCAAACCUAUUUAAAGUGUCUUGUAUUGGUCAAUUUACCAUGUGCAAUAUUAGCCUGUCCAUUCUCCCAGUGCUCAUCAGAUAGUCUGUAUUUCUUGGCCAUAUUCUGCAAAAAUAUAAAUAACUACAAGUGUCCUGAACAGUAAGAAACAUGUGUGGGUAACUUAAAAUGCAUUUUGUACCACAUAAGGUACUUAUUCCCCAAAAGCAACAGAGGAUAGUGAGAAAGAUGAUUAGUCCUUGUAUAGUUAGAGGAUCAUUCUAGAGGAUAGCUCUGCACACGCACAUUUUAAUUUUCUUUGCUUUUUGAAGGUAGAGAAACAGGUAGUAUAGAUCAGCAAAAGGCUGCAGCAUAUCAUCACAGUGCAGUUACUUUCACUGAGGCUGUAAAGCAAUGCUUUUAAAGUACUUUCUAAAGCAGUUUACAGCUUACAAAGUCUGAAAUUAGGAACAGGACAAAAGUAAAAAUUUAUGUUUACAAACACUCUGAAGUGCAGUAAUUCAGUACUUCUAUCCCCAACAUUUGUUUGGAGCUUUUGUUCCAUUUACUACAACUAACGAUUUUGUCAGCAUCCAUUGGAAGAGAAAUGCAGCUACUUGCUUUUGGUUGGAGAAAGUUCUUCUAGAGAAGUUCGUGUUAAAACUUCCACAGAUGUCAGUGGACAGGAUCUAGUGUGAAGCCAAGGUAGUUAAAAUCUUUUUUGGUCAUGUUUUAUUUUUCUGCUUUGGGGUCCUGGGCAUAGGUGUUUGAAGCUUGUGCUUAUAAAAACAAGAACAGUAUCAAAAUACAUAGGGGUAUAUUAACAUUGCCUCACCUUCAAGAUUAACACAUGCAUUUGUGCUUUCUUGUUAACAGGCUUUAUCAGUAAUUGCUGAAAUUUUGUGGAAUUUGUUUUUAGGAUCUUUUAGGGGCAGAAGGUGGGUUACAUCUUGCAUCUAAUGUCUAAUUUUAAUCAUUCACUGUGAUUGCAUCAUUCUGAGCUGAGGUGAGCAUUCCUUCUUAAUAUUGGCAUAAUCAUUCUCUUUGUCUAAACCUACUGGUCAUGCUUUUGAGGAAGUCAGAAUACUAGGUGAAGGUUGGGAGGAAAGUGGAAUUUGAGACACAAGUCACUGUACUCAUGCUUAUUUGCUGUGUUUCCUGCUUAGGGAAAGUAUGGCAUAAGUUUUGUGCACUACAGUCACUAUUUUGGAGAAGCUGUAGUUGAAAGUGACUGCCAAAUUCCGUCAGUUCAGUGACCUAAAAUGUUCUGAAAAAAAGUCAACCUCUAUUUCUGAUGGUCAAGAAAAUCUCCAAGCUUAAGAAGGCAAAGCCAGUUCCCUCAUCUAGUCCCCGCAUCCUUGCCAUAUGGUAGCAUUCAAACUGUAUCUGCAUUCCUAAGAAAGCAGUGUCGAGACAGACUGAAUAAUUUCUUUGUCUGGGGAACAAGGCACCAACACAGACUGAAAAAUACCUAAAAUCUCUCUGUUGUGGGCUGUGUAAAACUUGUAUUUGUUUUGAUGAAGACUUUUUGCAUGAAGUAGGAGUGGUAGGGAUGUGUUCCCUUUAUGCUGCUUCUCUGGUUCAUAUACAUGUUCUUACGUUAAUGAUGGGUGCAACAACUGAAUUUGUUCAUUGUCUGUAUUUUUUCCUAUGUAGAAGGCAGGCAAUAAGUAUUUAAACUGUAUAUUAACCAUUCCUGAAUCAUUCCAAUAAAAUUGUUUCAGAAUGCUUUCUCACA